Messenger RNA from Sphenostylis stenocarpa, 1041 nucleotides. NCBI's taxonomy places the organism in Eukaryota, Viridiplantae, Streptophyta, Magnoliopsida, Fabales, Fabaceae. The record is from the annotation of a GenBank genome assembly.
AUGUUUGGUAGUUUCAAAAUCUUUAGGCACACUAACAUUUCACAUGUCCCAUUCUCAUUGUUCCCCUAUACUACUAGCAGUUCCUCUUCCCUUGUUUUGGAGGUGGUGCACGCAACCAUGAACUCAGACUCAGGUUACCAACCACUUCUAGUUGGUCUUCACUCACACUCCAACAUUCCAGACUUGUCGUCAGACACCAUUGAAGAAUUCUUGAAACAAAGGCCCAUUGAGUUGAGAUGGUGGCCCCAACUUAUUGCUUGGGAGUCAAGGCUCAUCUGGCUACUCUCUUGGGCCUCCAUUGUUGUCUCCAUUUUCAACUACAUGCUAAGCUUUGUCACCUUGAUGUUCACUGGCCACUUGGGGUCUGUUGAGCUUGCUGGGGCAUCCAUAGCCAUUGUUGGAGUUCAGGGUCUUGCUUAUGGGGUUAUAUUGGGGAUGGCAAGCGCAGUGCAAACUCUGUGUGGACAAGCAUAUGGAGCAAGAAAAUACUCAGCAAUGAGCAUCAUAUUGCAAAGAGCAAUCAUCUUACACUUGGGAGCAGCAGUUGUUCUCUCAUUUCUCUUUUGGUUCUCAGGGUCAUUUCUGAAACUCAUAGGUCAGUCAGAGAGCAUAGCAGAGAAAGGUCAAGCUUUUGCACGUGGAAUCAUUCUUCAACUCUAUGCAUAUGCAGUAGCAUGCCCUAUGCAGAGGUUCCUCCAAGCACAGAACAUUGUGAACCCUCUUGCAUUCAUGUCAAUUGGGGUGUUCCUUCUGCAUGUGCUUCUCAAUUGGUUGGUAGUCUUUGUGUUGGACUAUGGACUUGUUGGGGCUGCCCUUACUCUCAGCUUCUCUUGGUGGCUUCUUGUCUUGUUGAAUGGGUUAUACAUCAUUCUUAGCCCAAGAUGUAAGCAAACUUGGGUAGGCCUAUCUGUGAAAGCUUUCAAAGGAAUUUGGCCUUAUUUCAAACUGACAGCUGCUUAUGCUUGGAUGCUGUGGUAUAGACCAAAACUCCACCUAAUUCUCACCCUCUUGCACACACAAAAAGCACAAAUAUUACUUUAA